Messenger RNA from Lottia gigantea (owl limpet), 1005 nucleotides. RefSeq lists its product as hypothetical. NCBI's taxonomy places the organism in Eukaryota, Metazoa, Mollusca, Gastropoda, Lottiidae. The transcript is spliced from 2 exons. The coding region runs from base 1 to 1005 and encodes 334 amino acids. The record is from RefSeq and is a predicted model, not a curated record.
AUGGCUACAGAUGGAUGGUUUGGUUUGGUUUGGUUUGGUUUGGUAUCUUCGGAUCAAUCUGGUAUGGAUGUUUUUCUCAACUCGGGGAUUGUGUCAGUACUGGAAAACCUGAGCGAUAGGUUCCAGGACUUGAAAAGAACGUACAAUAUGAUGGGAACUCGUGCUAGUCGUCACCGUACUAAGUCUGAACGGGAAGAAAAAAUUCGAAAUUACGAGGAAUAUUAUUUAAAAAAUCACUCAAGGCGCCAAAAUGUCGAACCAGCGGUAGGGAUCAUCGUGUCCCGGAAAAACUUGACUAAAAGGUCAAUGAGCACAGUAUCAGAAAAUAAUAACAAAGCCCUCUCCGAUUUACGUACAUUCAGGAUGCGAUGUACAAGUUCGAUUUCAAGACAAUCAACUUGUAGCCAAACUAAAGAUUGGUUAUCCUAUAAUUCAAAUCACGAUCCCCAGAACUGUGGCCAAAUUUUGAAAUCAUCCAGUCAUGGACAAAUUUAUCUCACAAGGACCACACCACCCACGUCAUCCUACACAAAUUCCGGUUUGGAUGAAGUCUUUAGCGAGGAGGAUGAUGUUUUCUUUGACUUUAAUGUUGCGACUAAAGACUCUAUAAGCGACCACGAGUUGGACGAUAAUGAGAUACAGAUUACUAUAUUUCAUGAACACAAACGUAAUUUGUUAACUGUAUCUAUACACCGUGCUACACCUGUCCUUGAAGAUUCUGAAAAAUUAUUCGCUAAAGUGUCCAUACAACCGGCACAAAAACAGACACAGAAAGGACAGAGAAUAGAUUUGCAAAAAGUUAAACGUUGGGAGGAGGACUUUGUAUUUAAAAAAUUAACAAUAGGACAAUUAGAGAGCUGCUCAGUUAUCAUCAAAAUUUACCAAAAGACGGGAAUUUUCAAAUCAGCAACUGAACAAUACGUUGCUAAAGUCGCGUUGAAAGACGUUGACAUCAAAGGCUUCGAAACAACUAAAUUGAUGUUACAGAAGCCCACUUCAUAUUGA